CAUGUUCUCGUAUCCAUCUUUAAUCUCAUCAAAAUGACUCCGUGACUUUCUCUCUCUCUCACCUUCUGAAUUAUUUGAAAGGCAAGAGCAGCAUUUCUGUGGCUCUGGUCCUAUCUAAAAAUGCAGGGAGAGUAAGUCCAAUCUCUUUCAUCUUACUCAGUUUAGCUUUUGGCAUAUACUCAACUUCUCAUCAGUCCGUUUGGUGCUCUGUGUUGACAUAUUAUGAUCUCUCCUGCAUUUAGCACACAUUGUUAAGUUCUCUUCCUGUGCUGUGUUCUAAUUGUGGCAUGGAAGCCAAUCCUUUUGGAGUUGGAGGGGGCCGAAUCUUACAGGGAAACUUUGUCAGAGAUUGAGCUUGAAUGCUCUGACAAUUUUUUUUUUUGGUUCUGUUUGAAGACUUAGAAUUGGUGAAGAGAACAAGUGAAUUGAAGAAACCAGUUCAGUUUUGAAAUGGAUAGUUCAUGUAUUUGUUAUUUUGCUUGAGAGAGAUGCAAAACGAAAUAUGCCUUGCUCUGCUGAUGAUUUGGCUUUGUGGAAGGAUUUUCCUAAAGGACUUGGGAUCCUCUUAUGUGAUCAAGAUAGAGAAUCUGCAGCUGAUACUAAAAUGAAACUUGAAGCCAUGGAUUACACGGUAUACUCAUAUUGCAAAGAAGAAGAUGCAAUGGAAGCUGUUUUAAGGAAGGCUGAGAACUACCAUAUUGCAAUUGUUGAGGUUGCUGCUAUCAAUGGUCAUGCCAGCUUUAAGUUUCUUGAAAUGGUUAAGGACAUUCCAACUAUAGUUAUUUCAGAAGUUCAUUGCUUGAACACUGUGAUGAAGUGCAUAGCGCUCGGUGCAGCAGAAUUUCUUCAGAAACCACUAUCAGAAGAAAAGCUUAGAAACAUAUGGCAACAUGUUGUCCACAAGGCAUUCAAUGCAGGGGGAAAUGCUAUCUCAACUUCAUUGAAACCCAUUAAAGAUGCAGUUGCAACAGUGUUGCAGAUUCAGUCCAAUUCCAAUGAACUUAAAAUUGAAAUUCCUUCACAACUUUUUGAUAUGGAGCAAGAGCAUGAAGUAAUAUAUGUGAAGGAGAAAGAGAAUGAUAAAUUUUCGGCGCCUUCAACCCCACAACAGAUUAAAGGAGAAAGAUUGAACGAGGCUGAAACUUUUCUAGAUCAACCUGAUUGCUCAGAGAAGGAUUGUGCAAUAGAAGAUAAAGAAUUAUCUGAAACUCCGAAAUGCAUCCUUUCUGAAACAAAAUUCGUCGACAAUGCUUGCAAUAACAUCACUGUUGUAGGAAAUAGUGAUGAAAUUGUUCCUUGCAAACAAGGGACAGCCACAGCUGAAGAAGAAUUGAAUUCAGCUGAAGGGUCAAAAGCUGAUGAGUGUAAUUCUGCUAAAGAAAUCUCUUUACAGUUCUUAUUCACAGAAAAUGUAGAAAAUGACGAUUCCGAUUCCGAGAAGCAAACAAAAAAGAAAUCAUUCGUUCAAAGUAAUUCUUGCUUGAAUAGAAUCAGAGGAAGUAGAAGAAAAAUGAAAGUAGAUUGGACACCAGAGUUGCACAGAAGAUUUGUUAAAGCCAUUGAGCAACUGGGUAUUGAUCAAGCCAUUCCUUCAAAGAUACUUGAGUUGAUGAAGGUAGAAGGACUAACAAGACAUAAUGUAGCCAGCCACUUGCAGAAAUUUAGGAUGCAUAAAAGGCAUAUUUUGCCAAAGGAAGAUGAUAGAAGAUGGCAAGUACACACAGAUCCCACACAAAGAGGUUACAUGCAGAAACCAAUCAUGGCCUUCCCUCCUUACCAUUCUAACUAUAUAAUUCCACCAAGCCAACCUUACCCAAUAUGGCCCCAUCAAGCUUAUCACGUCCCAAAUGUUCAGAUGUGGAGGCAUUCUGGUUUACCAACAUGGCAUCCACCUCCUGAGAACUGGCAGACCAAGAUUUACCCAGAGAUUCAUGCAGAUGCUUGGGGCUGUCCUGUCCUACCACACUAUAGUUAUGGCUAUGGCCAGUUCUACAUGCCUCCACAGGGUCCAGCCAUAAGUAACAGUGGGCAAGAUGCCAGCGGUGAUAGAAUCCUGAAAAGCUCCUAUGAUCAUUGCCCGGCUGAGGAGGUUAUUGAUAAGGUGGUGAAAGAAGCAAUGAAGAAGCCAUGGCUUCCCCUUCCUCUUGGCCUUAAGCCUCCUUCCACUGAAAAAAUCCUAGCAGAGCUCCAUAACAAGGGAAUUCACACUAUUCCUCCUCUACCUCGACGGCGGAGCUAAUAAUGGCGGCGGCGGUGAUGAUGAUAGGGGCAGCAUUAAGCUCCUUCAAUGGAGCCUUUGAUGUAAAUGAAAUGGCCAACAAUGAGCUUAGAUGAAGUGGUCCUCUGUUGUUCUCUUGAUUUUUCUCAUCAAACAAGUAGAGCCAUUUGUCAUUUGUGUUCAUAAUUAGGAAACAUAAAAAAAAAAAUUUACAUCGAGUGAUUUCAUACAUAAAAA
Molecule: messenger RNA, 2455 nt
Organism: Dendrobium catenatum
Lineage: Eukaryota; Viridiplantae; Streptophyta; Magnoliopsida; Asparagales; Orchidaceae
Product: two-component response regulator-like APRR2
Exons: 11
Coding region: 503-2239 (578 amino acids)
Biological process (GO): positive regulation of DNA-templated transcription; phosphorelay signal transduction system
Cellular component (GO): nucleus
Molecular function (GO): transcription cis-regulatory region binding; DNA-binding transcription factor activity
Source: RefSeq, a predicted model, not a curated record